AAGACACUAGACUGCAGCUAGAGCAGAUUCUCCACUUUUCAUCUCAACCACUCCCUGGUUAAAGAUGCAGAACGGCACUGAAGGAAACAACUUCUACAUCCCCAUGUCCAACAGGACUGGACUUGUAAGAAGUCCCUUUGAAUACCCUCAGUACUACUUGGCGGAUCCAUGGCAAUUCUAUGGUCUUGCUGUCUACAUGUUUUUCCUGAUCUGUUUUGGAUUCCCCAUCAACGGUCUGACCUUGUACGUCACAGCGACAAACAAGAAGCUCCAGCAACCCCUCAACUUCAUUCUGGUCAAUUUGGCUGCAGCUGGAAUGAUCAUGGUCCUCUUUGGAUUCACCAUUACCUUCAUUACCUCCAUCAAUGGCUACUUCGUCUUUGGACCUAUAGGCUGUGCCAUCGAGGGUUUCAUGGCUACGCUUGGAGGUCAGGUUUCUCUGUGGUCUCUGGUGGUGCUGGCCAUUGAGAGAUACAUUGUCGUCUGCAAGCCCAUGGGCAGCUUCACAUUCACUACCACCCACGCUGGUGCCGGAUGUGCAUUCACCUGGGUCAUGGCAAUGGCCUGUGCUGCCCCCCCAUUGGUUGGCUGGUCUAGAUAUAUCCCAGAGGGCAUGCAGUGCUCAUGUGGACCUGAUUACUACACCUUGGCCGAAGGCUUCAACAAUGAAUCAUAUGUGCUCUACCUGUUCUCCUGCCACUUCUGUGUUCCUGUCGUCACCAUCUUCUUCACGUACGGAAGCCUUGUCCUCACAGUCAAGGCGGCUGCAGCUUCCCAGCAGGACUCAGCAUCUACCCAGAAAGCUGAGAAGGAAGUGACACGUAUGUGCUUCCUGAUGGUUUGUGGUUUCCUGAUUGCCUGGACCCCCUAUGCCAGCUUUGCUGCCUGGAUUUUCUUCAACAAAGGAGCUGCCUUUACAGCCACAGCCAUGGCUAUUCCAGCCUUCUUCUCAAAGAGCUCAGCCAUCUUCAACCCAGUCAUCUAUGUGCUGAUGAACAAACAGUUCCGUAGCUGCAUGUUGGCUGCUGUAGGAAUUAGUUCAGGAACUGAAGAUGAGACCUCUGUUUCAGCAAGCAAGACAGAAGUGUCCUCUGUGGGCCCUGCAUAACAACUUCAAAUGAUUACAUUUUUUACAUGGACUGGCAAAUUUUCAAUUAGGUAGAUUUAUUUUCUAAUCAGAAGAUGCUCUCUUAUGAUACAGUCCUCAAAACAUUGCAUAAUCAAACAUAGCCAAUUUUUACUCUGCAUUUUAUGUUGCAGUUUCUUAGACCACCGAAGCACAGGAGAACAUUCGCAAUUGUGAUUUUUCAUUUUUUUCCAGCAAUGUGAAUCCUCAAGAGUUUUCAUGAUUAACCACUUGAAGGUUUGGUUUUUGCUCCAUAGCUUUGGGCACCCGUCACAGUGAGACACAAUUCCCCUCUGAGAAUCACCUGCUGUAAAGGACAGCAAUACCACUAAAAGGCGAGUCAUGCUACUGUGACAGAAAGUGGAUUCUUGCCAAUUACAAGGGAGGGGGCAGCAGGUAGCGUAGCGGUUAAGAGCGUCCGGUCAUUAACCAAAAGGUUGCUGGCUUGAAUCCCAGAGCCGACGAGGUGAAAAAACUGCUGAUUGAGCAAGGCACUUAACCAUCAUUUCUACUAUAUGUCACUCUGGAUAAGAGUGUCUGGUAAAUGACUAGAAUGUAAAUGUAAUUACGCUUCAUUGCUUCUCCACCCUUUCACAAAUCUGCACUUGGUAUACUGACUGUCAUUCUUUUUCAAAAAAGUGACAUGCAUACCAAAUUAGGACUCUUUUCCAUUGCUUCACACAAUACCUUCUCUACAAAAUUGCUUGAGCUUGAGAUGGCACAGUGAACUACUCUCAUGCUUUUGUCUUGAAGGAUUGAGAUUGAAUUGGUACGAAAUGAGGCUACAUAUACUGAGUGUACAAAACAUUAAAAAUGUCUUCCUAAUAUUGAGUUGCUGAUUGUGCCCCUACUGUCCCUUCACCUGCGGGGAAUCCGGGAAGAGAGAAGUCUCUAAUAACAAAUAUGUGGAUUGUUGGGAGGUUAAAUUGCCUAGGAGCCGACAAUCAUAAUUGUUCUAUUUAUUACACACUUUUGCCCUCAGAACAGCCUCAAUUUGUCAGGGCAUGACUCUACAAGGUGUUGAAAGCAUUCCACAUGGAGGCUGGCCCAUGUUGACUCCAAUGCUUUCCACAGUUGUUUUAUGUUGGCUGGAUGUCCUUUGAGUGGUGUACCAUUCUUGAUACACAUGGGUAACUGCUGAGUGUGAAAACCCCAGUAGCUUUGCAGUUCUUGACACAAACUGGUGUGCCUGGCACCUUGUACCGUACCGUGUUCAAAGGGACUUCAAUAUGUUGUCUUGCCCAUUCACCCGCUGACUGACACACAUAAAUCAAAUCAAAUCAAAUCAAAUUUAUUUAUAUAGCCCUUCGUACAUCAGCUGAUAUCUCAAAGUGCUGUACAGAAACCCAGCCUAAAACUCCAAACAGCAAGCAAUGCAGGUGUAGAAGCACGGUGGCUAGGAAAAACUCCCUAGAAAGGCCAAAACCUAGGAAGAAACCUAGAGAGGAACCAGGCUAUGUGGGGUGGCCAGUCCUCUUCUGGCUGUGCCAGGUGGAGAUUAUAACAGAACAUUGCCAAGAUGUUCAAAUGUUCAUAAAUGACCAGCAUGGUCGAAUAAUAACAAGGCAGAACAGUUGAAACUGGAGCAGCAGCACAGUCAGGUGGACCGGGGACAACAAGGAGUCAUCAUGUCAGGUAGUCCUGGGGCACGGUCCUAGGGCUCAGGUCCUCCGAGAGAGAGAAAGAAAGAGAGAAUUAGAGAGAGCAUAUGUGGGGUGGCCCGUCCUCUUCUGGCUGUGCCGGGUGGAGAUUAUAACAUAACAUGGCCAAGAUGUUCAAAUGUUCAUAAAUGACCAGCAUGGUCGAAUAAUAGUAAGGCAGAACAGUUGAAACUGGAGCAGCAGCAUGGCCAGGUGGACUGGGGACAGCAAGGAGUCGUCAUGUCAGGUAGUCCUGGGGCAUGGUCCUAGGGCUCAGGUCCUCCGAGAGAGAGAAAGAAAGAAGGAGAGAAUUAGAGAACGCACACUUAGAUUCACACAGGACACCGAAUAGGACAGGAGAAGUACUCCAGAUAUAACAAACUGACCCUAGCCCCCCGACACAAACUACUGCAGCAUAAAUACUGGAGGCUGAGACAUACACAAUCCAUGUCUCAAUUGUCUCAAGGUUUAAAAAUCCUUCAUUAAUAUGUCUCCUCCCCUUCAUCUAUACUGAUUAAGUGACAUCAAUAAGGGAUCAUAGCUUUCACCUGGAUUCACCUGGUUAGUAUUUUUCAUGGAAAGAGCAGGUGUUCGUGAUGUGGCAUUUGUUGGCCACCUUUAUGCUAUAAUUUGCUGAAAACAUUUUAUAAAUACUUAUUAAUGUUAUUUUAGAUUAAUAAAUGCAUGCAUCAAAAGGUU
Molecule: messenger RNA, 3465 nt
Organism: Oncorhynchus keta (chum salmon)
Lineage: Eukaryota; Metazoa; Chordata; Actinopteri; Salmoniformes; Salmonidae
Product: green-sensitive opsin-like
Exons: 5
Coding region: 65-1108 (347 amino acids)
Biological process (GO): phototransduction; visual perception; G protein-coupled receptor signaling pathway
Cellular component (GO): photoreceptor outer segment; membrane
Molecular function (GO): G protein-coupled receptor activity
Source: RefSeq, a predicted model, not a curated record